Messenger RNA from Tripterygium wilfordii, 5447 nucleotides. RefSeq lists its product as uncharacterized. NCBI's taxonomy places the organism in Eukaryota, Viridiplantae, Streptophyta, Magnoliopsida, Celastrales, Celastraceae. The transcript has a single exon. Gene Ontology annotation, molecular function: nucleic acid binding; aspartic-type endopeptidase activity. The coding region runs from base 431 to 5074 and encodes 1547 amino acids. Gene Ontology annotation, biological process: DNA integration; proteolysis. The record is from RefSeq and is a predicted model, not a curated record.
CAGGAACCUGGGUUCGACAAUGUCUAAACUUGUCGUUGGUGUUGUUUUGGGGGCCCAUUUGUGCUUUUGUUUAUGGGCUGGGUUAGUGUGUUGUGUUGCUUGUUUCGCUGGAGUUUUUGGUGCCGUUGGAUCUGCCUUUGAAGAGUCUAGUUUGUGGCUGUUGAUUUAAGUAGUUGUUUCUUCCUUAGGGUGGUUUAUCAAAGAACGAAAGGGUGUUGUUGUUUUUCCUUUUAAUGUUGUUGUACUAAGGACUCUGGUUCUCAAGGGGAACUCUUCCUCUGGUUGAAUCGUGUUUCCACUUAUCUUGUUGUUAAUUAUUGGAGUUCAGUUGCAAGAGAGUGUUAUUUCUUGCUGGUCAUAUUUCUCUUUGUGAGUGUGGAGUUCCAGGUUCCUUACAAGUGGUAUCAGAGGCCGUUCCUCCUUUACGAGAAUGGUUAACAACGCACAGUUAGAGCAACAACUGCUGGCCCUUCAAGCCAAGUAUGAUGACCAGGCUGCGCAGCUACAAGUCCAGUUGCAGGAGAGAGAUUUGCGGCACCAACAAACUUUAGCGGAGAUCAUGAAUCGAUUGGAUGUACGUGAUUCCUCAGGUGCCUCAUCUGUUGCCCAGAGUUCAGCGCAGGGCCGACAACCCUACAUGGAAGACAGACCGCGAGCGCCGCGAAUUGAUUUUCCCCGAUUUUCCGGUGAGGAUCCAGAGACUUGGAUCUAUAAAUCCCAGCAAUAUUUUGAUUACUAUCAAGUACCCAUUACCAAGCAAGUCACUACGGCCAAGUUCUACCUUGAGGGUAAGGCUUUGGUUUGGUUUCGAGAGGUGGAGCAAACGGGUCAGAUCACUUCUUUUGAAAGUUUGGUCACAGCAGUGAAAUCCAGGUUUGGGACCACUCCUCUAGUAAGUCCAAUGGUGGAUCUAAUGCGCCUGAGACAGGAGCAUACAGUGGAGGUGUAUAAGGAGAAGUUUGAGGAGAUCAUUUUGAAGGUACAAGAUCUUUCUGAGCGUCAUAAGCUCAGUUGUUUCAUCGGAGGUCUUAAGGAAGAGAUUAGACUUUCAGUGCAAAUGCUCAAGCCCCAAUCCUCGAAUGAAGCUUAUGAACUUGCAAGGAUGCAGCAGGAAAUUUUGGCUGUGAGGAAGUCAAAUAAGUCGAAUGCUCCCGGGGCUACUCCAGCGAAACUGGAUCCGGGUGGGGGGCAGCAAGAUAAAACGGAGUCAAGCCCAGGAGGAAAUAUGCGAAGGAGUGGAGGUAACAACAUUAACUCACUGCCUGUCCAGAAAAUCACUCCUCAACAAAUGAAGGAGAAAAGGGAAAAGGGUCUCUGCUUCCAUUGUGACCAGAAAUGGGUACCAGGGCAUAAAUGUUCCAGUCCGAAGUUGUUCUUUAUUGAAAUGGAGGAGCCAACAAAUAGGGAGUCAAUUGAAGUUCAAGAAGAUGUAGUGGGAGAGUUGGUAGGGGAAACCAUUGAACCUAAACUCAUGAAGAUUCAGUUCGAGCCAACCGUGACUUUACAAGCUAUUAGAGGAGAUACCAGCCCAGAGACGAUGAGGGUGGUAGGUUAUGUGGGUAGCAUGCCGUUGACAAUAUUGGUGGAUAGUGGAGCCACCCACAAUUUUGUGGAUGCAACCAUUGCGACUCAAUUGGAAUUACCAGUGAAGUCAAUAGGACCCACACCGGUAAAGGUGGCAAAUGGUGAGAAGCUACAGUGUUGCGGGUUGAUUGAAAGACUAGUGGUGAGGUGUCAAGGCACCAAUUUUCCAGUUUCAUGUUACAUUGUUCCUCUGGGUGGCUGUGACUUAGUUUUGGGAAUAGAGUGGCUACAAGAGUUGGGGAAUAUUUGCUGGAAUUUCCAAGAACUGACGAUGGCUUUCAUUUGGCAAGGGAAGCAGUGUGAUUUGAGGGGUUUGCACAGCCAAAAAGAAGCUGUUAGCUCUAUGCAGCUUAUGGAAAAAUGGAGGCCAAGGGGGAAACACGGGAUCUGGUUGCAGAUGCUUGACUCUAAGAUGGCCAUUCAACAGGUUGGUCAACAGACCAUGCCCAUGACAAUCAAGGGGGUUAUAGAUGAUUUUUCUGGGGUAUUUAGUGAGCACAAGGGGCUGCCACCGUCCAGGUUUCAUGUGCAUCGUAUUUUGCUCAAGGAGGGGACACUUCCUGUUAACCUCAGACCUUAUCGGUAUCCCCAUUUCCAGAAGUCUGAAAUAGAAAAGAUUGUGAAAGAGUUAUUGUUGGCAGGGGUUAUUAGACCGAGUGUUAGUCCUUUUUCUAGUCCGGUUCUUUUGGUUCGGAAGGCGGAUGAGUCAUGGCGGAUGUGUAUUGAUUACAGAGCACUAAACAAGGCUACGGUCAAGGAUAAAUUUCCAAUUCCCAUUAUUGAGGAACUUUUGGAUGAACUUUAUGGGGCAGCCAUCUUCUCCAAGUUAGACUUACGGUCCGGUUAUCAUCAGAUUCUUAUGGCUGAGGAGGACAUUGAAAAAACAGCGUUCCGAACUCAUCAUGGACACUAUGAAUUUUUGGUCAUGCCUUUCGGGUUGACCAAUGCUCCUUCUACUUUUCAGAGUCUGAUGAAUAAGGUUUUUGAGCCUUAUUUACGACGAUUCAUCCUAGUUUUCUUUGAUGAUAUACUCGUUUAUAGCAAAAAUAUGGGUGAGCAUGUGGAGCAUUUGAAGUUAGCUUUGGAAGUUUUGAAGGAUCAUCAAUUAUACGCCAAAUUUUCAAAGUGCAGUUUUGCAGCUCCGGAAGUAGUCUAUUUGGGGCAUGUAGUCACAGCCGAGGGUGUCAAGGCUGAUCCAAAGAAAUUGGAGGCGAUGCUUGAUUGGCCGAGGCCUACCACCGUGAAAGGUUUGAGGGGUUUCCUCGGCCUUACCGGGUAUUACCGUAAAUUUAUAAAAAAUUAUGCUCAAUCAGCAGCCCCUCUCCAUAGUUUGCUGCAGAAAGAUGGUUUUUUAUGGGAUGAAAAAACCGACCUUGCAUUUCAGAAAAUGAAGGCAGUGGUAACUAACCCACCUGUUCUGUCUCUACCCGAUUUCAAUUCUCCUUUCGUCAUUGAGUGUGAUGCAUCCGGAGUGGGGGUUGGUGCUGUAUUACUACAAGCUGGUCAUCCGAUAUCCUUCUUUAGUGCGGCUUUGAAGGGAAAGGCACUACACUUAUCGGCAUAUGAAAAAGAAUUUUUAGCACUGGUCCAGGCAGUCCAGAAGUGGAGACCAUACCUCCUUGGCCAUCAUUUUACUGUCCGAACUGACCAUUUUAGUCUCAAAUAUUUAUUGGAACAGUCCAUUGGCACACCCUUCCAACAAAAGUGGAUGGUGAAAUUAUUGGGCUAUGAUUUCUCUAUCGAUUAUAAGAGGGGAUCAACAAACGCUGUGGCUGAUGCUUUGUCUCGGAAAUAUGAGGAGUUGGGUGGCAAGGGUGCAACAACGGCGGUGCUGAGUGAUGAGGAUUUAGGGGCAGCAACUAUUCCUGGUACAGAAAAUUCGGGCAUAGUUGGUGAGUGUGGAGCUGUUGUUGGUGCUGAUGGCCGAGCUGGGGCUAGGAAAUUAUGUGCUGAAAGUGAUACUGGCAGCAAUCUGGAAAUUGUUAAUAGUCAUGGAAAUUCGUCAGUUACCACUGCUAUGGCUUUCAUGGCUCUCUCAAUUCCUACUACAGAUUUUUUGGAUAAAGUUAAGGCGUCUUAUACUCAUGAUGGGGAGAUUGGGAAGAUUAUGGGGGAGUUUGCAGCGGGAGUUUCACGGUAUAAAAAUUUUUCCUUGCGGGAGGGACUAGUGUAUUACAAAACAAGGAGAAUAUGUCUGGGUCACGACCAGGAAGUGAUCAAAUUAUUGCUCUACCAUGUCCAUGAUUCACCCACUGCGGGACAUAAGGGUUUCUCUAAGACUUAUCAUCGAAUUAAGAGGGAUUUUUUUUGGAAGGGGAUGAAGACAACUAUCAAGAAUUAUGUGAAAGAGUGUGAGAUUUGUCAACAGACUAAGUACUUGAAUACACACCCUCCAGGGUUUUUACAACCGCUACCUAUCCCUCAAGUUAUAUGGGAAGAGGUUAGUAUGGAUUUUAUUGAGGGUUUACCUCACUCCUUUGGUCGGUCCGUCAUUAUGGUGGUUGUGGACCGGUUGUCCAAGUAUGGUCAUUUCAUGGCUCUCAGUCAUCCUUUUACAGCGACGGGGGUGGCUCAAGUUUAUUUUGAUCAUGUGUUUAAACUUCAUGGUCUACCAAAGAAGAUUGUGUCGGACAGGGAUCCUAUUUUUACAAGUACAUUUUGGAAGACACUUUGGAAGUUACAGGGAACGGAGUUAUGUAUGUCUACGGCAUAUCACCCGGAAUCAGAUGGUCAAACUGAGUCUGUCAACAAAAGUGUAGAGCAAUACCUUAGGUGUUAUGCGGGUGGGGAUCCUAAAAGUUGGUAUAAGUGGUUGACCUUGGCAGAGUUUUGUUAUAAUACUAGUAAUCACUCUAGUACUCAAUUGUCUCCUUUUGAAGUGGUGUACGGCAUCUCACCACCCACUCUUCUAAGUUAUGUUCCUGGAACUACUCUGGUGGACAGUGUAGACAACCAUUUGAAGGCUCGGGAGGAGGUGUUGUUGACCCUUAAGCAUCAAUUGAAGAAGAGUCAAAACUCACAAAAGAGAUUUGCUGACAGGAAGAGGAAGCAUAUGGAGUUUGAGGUGGGGGACCUUGUUUAUUUGAAACUACAACCAUAUCGCCAAAUAUCGGUUGUCCAGAGGAGGAAUCUCAAGUUAGCUCCCAGGUAUUAUGGGCCUUAUAGAAUUUUGGAGAAAAUUGGGAGUGUAGCUUACAAGUUGCAGCUGCCACCUACGUCUAAGAUACACCCGGUUUUCCAUGUGUCACAGCUGAAGAAACACUUAGGUGCAGCUGUCUCAGCAACUACCCAUUUACCGGUUGUUUCUACAGAUGGGGAAAUGUUGCCUAUGCCAGCAGUAGUGCUAGACAGGAGAUUGAUCAAAAAGGGACAUCAUGCAGCGGCUGAGUUGUUAAUUCAGUGGGAGGGGCAGACGUAUAUGGAUGCUACUUGGAUACCCUAUCCAGAGCUGCUGUCUAAAUAUCCUGACCUUGUGGGCAAGGUCUUUUGAUGGGGAGGGACUUGUCAGGAACCUGGGUUCGACAAUGUCUAAACUUGUCGUUGGUGUUGUUUUGGGGGCCCAUUUGUGCUUUUGUUUAUGGGCUGGGUUAGUGUGUUGUGUUGCUUGUUUCGCUGAAGUUUUUGGUGCCGUUGGAUCUGCCUUUGAAGAGUCCAGUUUGUGGUUGUUGAUAUAAGUAGUUGUUUCUUCCUUAGGGUGGUUUAUCAAAGAACGAAAGGGUGUUGUUGUUUUUCCUUUUAAUGUUGUUGUACUAAGGACUCUGGUUCUCAAGGGGAACUCUUCCUCUGGUUGAAUCGUGUUUCCACUUAUCUUGUUGUUAAUUAUUGGAGUUCAGUUGCAAGAGAGUGUUAUUUCUUGCUGGUCA